Hibiscus syriacus is the source of this 835-nucleotide messenger RNA. RefSeq lists its product as uncharacterized. The record is from RefSeq and is a predicted model, not a curated record. The transcript has 5 exons. The coding region runs from base 80 to 784 and encodes 234 amino acids. NCBI's taxonomy places the organism in Eukaryota, Viridiplantae, Streptophyta, Magnoliopsida, Malvales, Malvaceae.
UUUAAGCUAAAGAUAAGCACCUUCUCGUACACACUUACCACUUAUUUUCCCAGAAAAUUCUCUGAAAACAAGCUGCAAGAUGAUGGAUAUUGAUGAAGAAACAAGCAUUACUGUCAGAGAAAUCAAACCAAAGAGCAGAAGAAUCAUAGGAGGAGGAGGACCAGAAGAUGAUUAUGAUGAGUGGCCACCAUGUUUGACACCACUGCUCCAAACAAGAUUUUUUGGUCAAUGCAAGCUCCACGCAGAUGCUCACAAGAGCGAAUGCAACAUGUUUUGCUUGGAUUGCAUGAAUGGUGCUCUUUGUUCUCUUUGCCUGUCUUACCACAAAGACCAUGGAGUUAUUCAGAUAAGGAGAUCAUCGUACCAUGAUGUGAUAAGGGCAUCGGAGAUACAGAGAUUGAUAGACAUUUCUGGGAUUCAAACAUACAUAAUAAACAGUGCUCGGAUAGUGUUCUUGAACGAAAGACCACAGCCUAGGCUAGGCAAAGGUGUCACCAAUACCUGCCAAGUCUGCCACCGCAGUCUCCUUCCUUCCUUCACCUUCUGCUCUCUUGGUUGCAAGAUUUUAUUUUAUUUCAGGUUGUUAGGACAUCCAGGAGGAGGAAGAAAAUCUGCAAAGAAGCAGACGAGUCAGAGGGUGAGUGGUUGCAUGCAACCAAUGUUAGCAAUGGGAGUACAGAUUACAAGAAACAACAACAAAGUAGCUUCACGCCGUCAACGCCGCCGUCUCUGGCCAGGAGGAACGGAGUUCCUCAUCGAGCUCCGAUGGGAGAUCUCAUUAUAGAAUACUAAUAUAUAUACAUAAAAAAAAUUAUUCUAUCCUAAUAUUUUUUUC